GUUUGGCUUGCAUACCAACGAAAAAUACCGAAAUCGAAAAAUUGAUUUAGCGAUAUUGUUUGUGAAAUUUUAGCAUUUACGAGUAUUGAAAAAGUAUUACUUCAUUGUUUAUCAGUUGUAUGUGCAUCGUAUUGAGGAUUGAUUCAAAUAUUUUCUGCAACAACAUUUAACUUCAAACUGAACCAUGCAGCGAAUGUUCAGCUUGAAAGAAAGGGUGCACGGUUCAGACACCCCACUGAUGUUCAGAUGGCAGAAAACUCUUGGAAACUACCUAGCAACUACGGGGCAUGACAAUGUUGUUCGUGUAUGGGACCGACAUGGCCAGCUGGAAGAGGAAAUCCAACUUCCAGGAAGCUGCACUGGUAUGGAGUGGGAUAAAGAUGGAGAUGUCCUUUGCUUUAUCUGCGAAAAAAGCAGCACUAUAUUUAUGUGGGAUGCAAACCAAAAGAGGGUAGUGAAGAUAGAUAGUGGGGCAAAAGAUGCACACACUCUACUGUGUUGGUCAAGAACAGACCUUCAUCUAGCAAUAGGUACUGCAAAGGGAAACUUGAUUUUGUACGACCAUAAAGUAGGAAGAAAAGUUCCAAUUAUCGGUAAACACACACGAAAAAUUGUUUGUGGCCACUGGAGUGCUCAAAAUUUGUUGGCAUUGGGCGGAACUGACAAUGGAAUAACAAUAAGUGAUGUAAAUGGAAAAACCUUACACAGCUUCUCUGUACGGGAUCAACCUAGUUUGCUAAGGUUCUCAGAAAUGAAACGCAGUGUCAAAAAUGAGCCAGGGGAAAACACAGUGAGUUUAGUUGUUGGCAAGAAAACUUUAUAUUUCUUUAAAAUGUACGACCCGGACAACAUAAUUGAGCUUGCGUUUCAACCUCGUUAUGGUAAAAUUGAGGCUUACCACUGGUAUGGGGACGGAUACAUUAUGAUCGGUUUCUCAAAUGGAUUUUUCGUUGUGAUUUCAACUCACGCAAAAGAAAUUGGUCAAGAGCUGUUUCAAGUAAGGAAUCACCAUGACUACCUAUCUUCCAUUGCAAUAUCCCCUGUGUUAAACUAUGCCGCCUCUUGUGGCGACACAAACAUCCGAAUUCAUGAUCUUCGUGAACUAUCAGAGAUCAACGCCAUUAUUAAUGUAGAUGAUGAACCAAAAGGUUUGAGAGAAAUUGACUGGACAACAGAUGGCCAACUACUUGCUGUAUCAACAGCAAGAGGAACCCUUCAUUGUUAUCUUACCAAACUUCCAAUGUUGGGUGAUUCGUGUGGAACAAAGAUUGCUUAUUUGACUUCACUACUUGAGGUCACAGUUGAAAACAAAGUUGAAGACGAAAGACCUGUUGCUGUGACAAUUGACGUGGAGCCAACAUUUGUGGCAUGUGGCCCAUACCACCUUGCUGUUGGGAUGAACAACCGUGCUUGGUUUUAUUAUCUUUCGGAUAAAGAUAUGGAGAAAACACGUGACAGGGAGUACCUUGGCACGAUAGAAAGCAUGAGCCUUAACAUGGAUUAUGCUGCAGUUCUUGUCAAAGGGAAAGUUCAACUUCAUGUUAUAGAUCAAGGAAUGCAUGCUGCCGUUGAGGAGAGAGAAUCAAAGUUAUUUCCAGAGCGAGAAGACAUGGGAAAUAUCACAUGUUCCACGCUUACCAAUGAAUUCCUUAUUUAUGGGACAGAUGUUGGUACUCUGAACUUCUUCUUUAUUGAGGACUGGUCGAAUGUGAAUACAUUUCGCCACUUAACGCAGAUCCGUAAUAUUUAUCCUGACAGUAGUGGAAGUCAUGUGGCAGUCAUUGAUGAUAAAGGAGAUGGGUUCAUAUACAACCCUGUUAAUGAUUCAACAUUGGAGAUUCCAUCCUUACCUGCCCAAUGUCAUGGAAUCUUGUGGGAGAACAACCCAUUUGAUAAAGGAGUGUUUGUUGUGUUUGAUGAUUCUACCAUUUAUACUUACAUCUUUCACAGGGAAUCUGUCAAUGGUCCCCAUGUAUCAGUGGUAGGCACGACCCACCUUCCAUUCACACAACGGCCAUUGCUUCUGUACAACGGAACACUCACGUUACAACUUGCAAGUGGAAAAACAACAUCACUUUUGCUUGACACACACUCUUUCUUACGUGUCACUGAAUCGCAAGAUGCACAGCCUGACAUUGAGAGUCUUGAGCAAGCAAUGAAUUUGCGCAAAUGGAGAGAAGCUUGGGUGGUUUGUGAAGGUUUGAAUGAUAAACAACAAUGGACCAACCUCGGUCAUUCUGCUGUUCAAUCUCUGGAGGUUGAUCUUGCUGUGAGAGUUUAUCGUCAUCUUGCUGAUGCUGGUAUGGUGAUGGCACUUGAAAAAUUGAGAGAUGUGGAGGACAGUUUCCUCCUCGCAGGAUCACUCGCAUCUUUUCUCGGGAAGUUUGAUCUCGCUCAAGAUCUUCUUUUAUCAUCAAGUCAACCAAUAGCGGCGCUAGAAAUGCGUCGAGACCUCAUGCACUGGGAUACUGCUCUCCAGCUGGCUAACAGACUGGAUUCAAAGCAAAUCCCAUUCAUUGCAAAGGAAUAUGGGCAGCAACUGGAAUUUACAGGCAACUACACAGCUGCAUUGAGUCAUUAUGAGAAGGGGGUAACGAGAAACCAACAAUAUCGUGAACACGAUGAGGGGUGUGCUGCAGGGAUGGCACGCACUGCUAUACGACUUGGAGAUAUUAGAAGAGGUGUUCAACUUGCUAUGCAACAUCCAAGUAGACAACUCAAAAAGGAAUGUGGUGUGAUACUUGAAGGUAUGAGACAAUAUGCUGAAUCUGCUGUUCUGUUUGAGAAGGGUGAAUAUUAUGAUAAAGCUGCAGCGGUUUACAUUAAGAGCAAGAAUUGGUCCAAGGUUGGAGAAUUGCUACCAAAGAUAACGUCGUUAAAAAUACAUCUUCAAUAUGCGAAAGCUAAAGAAGCAGAUGGUAAAUUCAAAGAAGCAGCCGACGCUUAUCGCAAUGCCAAGGAUCAUGACAACCAAGUACGAGUUUAUUUGGACCACUUGAGGGACCCAGAGAAAGCAGUAAAGGUUGUGAAAGAAAGUGGUUCGGUGGAGGGAGCAAAGAUGGUGGCCAGGUUUUUUGUCAAGCUGGCAGAUUAUGGAUCAGCGAUUCAAUUCCUUGUGUUGUCCAAAUGCAAUGAUGAAGCUUUCCAGAUGGCUCAACAACAUGGACAGAUGGAGAUAUAUGCUGAGAUAAUUGGGGAGGAUGCUACUAAGGAAGACUUCAAGAGCAUCGCUGUUCAUUUUGAAAAUGAGAAAAAUCAUCUGAUGGCUGGCAAAUUUUUCUCUCUAUGUGAAGAAUACGCAAGGGCGUUGAAGCAUUACCUCAAGUGUUCCUCGGACGAGAGUGAAAAAUCGUUGGACCAAGCAAUCCGCACAGUCGCCCUCGCUAAAGAUGACAACCUUACACGACGACUCAUCGAUUUUCUAAUGGGUGAAACAGAUGGAAUGCCAAGGGAUGCAAAUUACCUGUUUAAGUUGUACAUGGCAAUGGAACAAUACAGUGAAGCUGCUCAAACAGCGAUCAUAAUUUCUAAAGAAGAACAGAAGAACGGAAACUACAGAAUUGCUCAUGAUCUAUUGUUCAGCAUGAUGCGAGAGCUGAAGAAGAACAACAUCCGCAUCCCUUCGGACAUGGAAAACAACCUCAUGAUCCUCCACUCUUAUGUCCUCAUUAAGAACCACAUGAAGCGAGGCAACCACUUGGUGGCAGCAAGGAUGCUUAUCCGCGUGGCUGAAAAUAUUUCAAAGUUUCCUAACCAUAUCGUGCCUAUCCUCACUUCGACAGUGAUAGAAUGCCACAAGUCAGGUCUCCAUGCAUCCAGUUUUAGCUACGCUGCAAUGCUCAUGCGACCGGAAUACCGAACCAGCAUCGACGCAAAAUACAGAAAGAAAAUCGAGCAAAUCGUUCGUAAAACCGGCAACAAAGCGGACGAAGAAGAACAGAAGACUGCACCUUGUCCGCACUGUGAUUUUGAGUUAGUUGAUACCGAGUUAGUUUGUCCCAGUUGCCGCAAUAACAUUCCAUACUGCAUUGCUACAGGACGUCACAUAACCAGGGAUCGUAUGAGUUCAUGUCCCAAAUGCAACUUCCCUGCGUUUUAUCUGGACUUCCAGAACUAUCUUGAUGCAGGAUCGAUCUGCCCGAUGUGCUCGGAUAACGUAACAUCUGAUGAACUACUGCGUCUCAAAGACCCAGAAAAAUACCUGAACAAAUAAAUUAGAAAUUCCAGAUUAACAGGAAGUCAAUAAUUUCGGUGUUAGUGUUAUCUAAACGGCGACCAAAGCUAGGAUUUUAGCUCUGAAUUUUUAAUUUUUGAUUCAAAAUUCAUAUAUGUAUUACAUUAGAUGCUGUAGUUCUGUAAUAUUUUUAUAUUGUGUUGUUUAUAUUCAUAUAGUUGUUAUUCAUAUAUUCCUAGCUAGCUUCUGUUCAUUUUUUUGUUUGUUUUACCGCUUCAAGUUUCUUUGUUAUUGUACUGUGUCGUCGUAGCCAUGUGCUAACAUAACUGUGCUAUUCGCCGGUUUAACUAAUAAACCUUCAAGGUUCGUCAAAAA
Messenger RNA from Ciona intestinalis (vase tunicate), 4549 nucleotides. Its product is annotated as WD repeat-containing protein 19-like. Gene Ontology annotation, molecular function: protein binding. Gene Ontology annotation, biological process: intraciliary retrograde transport; cilium assembly. The record is from RefSeq and is a predicted model, not a curated record. Gene Ontology annotation, cellular component: cilium; intraciliary transport particle A. Lineage: Eukaryota; Metazoa; Chordata; Ascidiacea; Phlebobranchia; Cionidae.